AUUUCAAUUAUAUAAGCAUAAGUAAUAUAUCAAUUAAAAAAGACAAUUAAAUAGGUUUUCUUCGAGCAAGAUGGGAAUUAGAAUUUGGUGUUUGUUUAUACAGAUAAUUUAGCAACUGUAGAGGAAAAAAUGAAAAUGAAACAAUUGGGUUUGCAUUUUAUUACAUCUAUUUUGUUAGAAUUGGUGGUUUGUGCUCUCAAUUUUUUGCUUUUAACUUUAAUGCGUUUACUGAGAACAUGCAUGAGAAAAGUGAAGUUUGAAAUGUAAAUUUAGUGAUUCAUUUCUGUCUUUGUGGGAGAAUUUGAAAAGUCAAAAAAUUAUUGCUGUUUCGAGUUUCUUUUUGGGACGAAAGGGAAAUAGUCAAAUAGGGUGAAUGAGGUGGUUUGGGUUUGUCUACUAUAUGUCAUGUGCAGACAAUGCUUGUGUUGAUGACAAGUAGCUUCACAUAACUGAACUUGAAAGAAAAUUAUUUGAAAGUUUGCUGUUUGAAGUAAUAUUUUUGAGAUUAUUUAAGUAAUAUAUUUUUUUCUUGUUUUGUAGAUGUUGAAGAGUUUUAUCAGCAGUGUGAUCCUGAGAAGGAGAAUUUAUGUUUGUAUGGCUUUCCAAGUGAGCAAUGGGAAGUUAAUUUACCAGCUGAAGAAGUUCCUCCAGAGCUACCAGAGCCUGCAUUGGGUAUUAACUUUGCAAGGGAUGGCAUGCAAGAGAAGGACUGGUUAUCUUUAGUUGCUGUUCAUAGUGAUGCAUGGCUGCUUUCAGUUGCCUUCUAUUUUGGAGCUAGAUUUGGAUUUGAUAAAGCUGAUAGGAAACGCCUUUUCAAUAUGAUAAAUGAUCUUCCAACAAUAUUUGAAGUUGUGACUGGUGGAGCAAAGAAACAGGGAAAGGAGAAGUCAUCAGUCUCAAAUCAUAGUAGUAACAAAUCGAAGUCCAAUUCUAAAGCACGGGAGCCACAGGGAAAGUUUUCAAAAGCAUCACAGCCAAAGGAUGAAGAUGAAGGCUUGGACGAGGAAGAUGAUGAGGAGCACGGAGAGACUUUGUGUGGGGCAUGCGGUGAGAACUAUGGAACAGAUGAAUUCUGGAUUUGCUGUGAUGUCUGUGAGAAGUGGUUCCAUGGGAAGUGUGUGAAAAUUACCCCAGCUAGAGCAGAGCAUAUUAAGCAGUACAAAUGCCCAACAUGCAGCAACAAGAGAGCCCGCGCUUGAUAUCACCAACAUGUGAUGCUGUGUGCCCUGUUUGUAACUCGUCUCUCUCAUUGUGUUACUAUUUCCAGUAUCUGACUAGUAGUGCAGCUGCAACAGGAUGUGAAUGAUUAGUUUGGUGUAGGAGAUCUCAGUUUUCAGUUUUAAAACUGUUUCUUUGUAGUUUGAUUUUCGGACAAUUCCCAUGUAGAACAUUUAAUUUAUCCUUAAUAUCCAGUUGCGAAUUCUGUGAAAGUUCUCAAAAACCACCAUGUGCAAAAUCAGGAUCAGGAUCUAAUCAGAGACAUUUAUGGUGAUUCAAUGCAAGCACUCGAGGACGAAGGGACGGAUGCUUUUAUAAGACUACCAACUGCAAGUUGGGUCUGGGACCAUUUUAUUUAUAACAAAUUCUGGAAAAUUCU
Rubroshorea leprosula is the source of this 1597-nucleotide messenger RNA. The record is from the annotation of a GenBank genome assembly. Lineage: Eukaryota; Viridiplantae; Streptophyta; Magnoliopsida; Malvales; Dipterocarpaceae.